Messenger RNA from Mauremys reevesii (Reeves's turtle), 8718 nucleotides. It is a transcript of the gene TTL, whose product is annotated as tubulin tyrosine ligase. NCBI's taxonomy places the organism in Eukaryota, Metazoa, Chordata, Testudines, Geoemydidae. The coding region runs from base 445 to 1578 and encodes 377 amino acids. Gene Ontology annotation, biological process: protein modification process. The transcript is spliced from 7 exons. The record is from RefSeq and is a predicted model, not a curated record.
GCAGCGGGGAGGAGCUCGCCGCGGGCAUGGCCGGGGCGCUGCGGGGAGGGGCCGGGCUCGCUGCCGCUGCUGCUGGCCGGGUCCCGGGCCCGUGAGCUGCAGGGGCUGCGGGCAUGGGGCGGCCCUGGCUCCCCCUGGCCUCCGGGGCCAGGCAGGAGGCGCUGACGGGCUAGAGACGCGCACCCGGCUCUGCCCUGAGGAGACCGAGCAGCCUCCAUCGCGGCGGGAGACGGGAGCUGGUGGAGACGGACGGGCACAUGCUCCCCCGUGGGCUCGCGGGGGAUCCUCCUGAGCGGAUUAUAGCCCGAUGCCUGGCUGCGCUGGGUGCCUUGUUUGAGUCCAGCCGCUUAGGUGGGAUCCGGGGUGGAGGAGACGCGGUUUGCUGAGCUGCAAACCACGCUGCCCCCAAGCUUGGGCUGUAAGUUGCUCGUGGCUAAUGGGACGAUGUACACUUUUGUGGUACGAGAUGAAAACAGCAGCAUCUAUGCUGAAGUGUCCAAAAUACUCCUGGCCACCGGACAAUGGAAGAGGCUGAAAAGAGACAACCCCAGAUUUAACCUGAUGCUGGGGGAGAGGAACAGACUGCCCUUUGGGAGACUGGGUCAUGAACCUGGACUUGUGCAGCUGGUAAAUUACUACAGGGGAGCUGACAAGCUUUGUCGCAAAGCUUCCUUAGUGAAGCUAAUCAAGACAAGCCCUGAGUUAUCAGAAUCCUGCACAUGGUUCCCAGAAUCAUAUAUGAUUUAUCCAACUAACCUAAAGACUCCAGUGGCUCCCGUGCAGAAUGGAAUUCGCCAUCUUAUAAACAACUCCAGGACGGAUGAAAGGGAAGUGUUCCUGGCCUCCUACAACAAGAGAAAGGAGAGUGGGGAGGGGAACGUGUGGAUAGCCAAAUCCUCGGCCGGUGCCAAAGGUGAAGGAAUUCUUAUUUCUUCAGAGGCUACUGAACUUCUGAACUUUAUAGAUGAUCAAGGACAAGUGCAUGUGAUUCAGAAAUACCUUGAAAAGCCGAUGCUGUUAGAGCCAGGCCAUCGCAAGUUUGAUAUUAGAAGCUGGGUUCUAGUGGACCACCAAUAUAAUAUCUACCUCUACAGAGAAGGUGUUCUGCGGACCUCUUCAGAACCAUACAAUAGUGCUAAUUUCCAAGACAAAACCUGCCAUUUGACCAAUCACUGCAUACAGAAGGAAUAUUCUAAAAACUAUGGGAAGUAUGAAGAAGGGAACGAAAUGUUCUUUGAGGAGUUCAAUCAGUAUCUGAUGAGUUCUUUGAACAUUACACUGGAAAGUAGCCUGUUAUUGCAGAUCAAACAAAUAAUAAGAAGCUGCCUUAUGUGUAUAGAGCCUGCAAUCAGCACCAAACACCUUCACUACCAGAGUUUCCAGCUCUUCGGCUUUGACUUCAUGGUAGAUGAGGAACUGAAGGUCUGGCUAAUCGAAGUGAAUGGGGCCCCCGCCUGUGCACAGAAACUUUAUGCAGAGCUUUGCCAAGGUAUAGUGGAUGUAGCCAUCUCUAGCGUCUUUCCCCUCAGUGACAUAGUGCAAAAGCAGAGCCAGCCAUCCAUAUUUAUGAAGCUGUGAUGACAACAAGACCAUCUUAGCGACACACAUGGCAGAGCUGCCAUCUAUCGAUUCUGAGGGAAGGCCGUUUGAUCAUUGACUUUAGUAUCAUGCCAAAAAGGAGGAAAGAGACAACUUUUUGGAAAUUCAUGAGGAAAAUAUAAAUAAAAGAAGGCAUCCAAGGAGAGUCCAGGAUGAGCCAAAGUUGUUCAGACAACUCUGCCUGUGUUUCACCAAACUUUGCUUUGGAAACAGCUCAUGUGACUUUAAUAACUGAAGCAAAUCUCUCUGGGAGAACAGCAAAAUAAUGUUUAAAAAAAACCAGGGAUACAAUAAUAUUGUAUUAUCUCGUCCUUUUCUAAAAAGAAACCUUUUUCCUUUUUUUUUAUUUAAAUAAGGCAAUUUAAUGAAGAGUACCAUCGAUGUGGGUUUCUUGGUUCAUCACCUGCUGCAGUUUUAGUGCCUUAGCUCAGUCCCCAAUAGGUAACUCCUUUUUGUUCCUGCUCCAUUUGUGUGGAGGUGAAAAGCUGUCUUGUUUUGUGGGAUGUGUAAAAGAAGAAAAAAUGAAUUUUAAGUCUAUUUUAAAAUCAGCUAGCGAAACACCCAGGAACGAUAUGGCAAAGGUGGCACCACUGAGGGUACUGUAUCUAGCGCGAUGAAGUAGCCUAGGGGUUGAAGGAGGUUUUAUUUACUUGUAUCCAUUGUCUAAUGAGAUUUGAAUCGGUUGUCCCUCAGUCUGGUGCAGUUGGAACCCCUAGAAAACAAAUACUGAGCCCCUCUCCCACUGAUCUGCAGUUUUUAGGGAGUCCAGGUUGACACUCUUCUUGAGAACAUUGCUGUAACAGAGUCUGACUUUCUUGGAAGGCUUGUUCAGAGGGGCAUUCAAAUGAUCUUAGUUCAGCUCUUCUUUCAGCUUUUAUGCUUUUAAUACCUUCAUUUUUGUUAACCAAAAGAAUGCCAACGGGACCCUGGCAGCCUCUUUAAGAGCUGCUCUUGUACAUUUUUUUUAAACUCUUCAUCUUAUUUUAAUGCAUCUGAGGCUUGAAAAUAAAAGCCUUUCCACCCAACCCGUUGUAUCCCUUUCAACCCAACCAAUUUUCUCUCUCUCCAUUGGCCAAACAUUGCAUUUUUCAGCACUUACAGGUCAGCACUGCCAAAACAUGGCUGGGUUUUUUACCCCAAGCAUCAUCAGUCAGUAGAAAUAGGCUCACCUCUUGGGGAAAGCAUUUGAUGAUCAGCUGGUGCUGCUGUAGAACAGCAGGGAAACUCUUGUUGCAUAUUGCGUUGUGUUAUUGUGAUAACCUUUUAGAAAAGUGAAUGUAGAAACUCACAUUUUUUAAGUAUAACCUAAAUAGAUAUGUGAAAUCCUGGGAACAUUCCGCACAUCAUAAACAGACCCUUUAAGUUACAAUUUUUAACCUAAUAGGUUGGCUGUGUCUCUUGUAGAACACAGUGGGGUCCCUAACAGCAAGCUGGGUACUGUAGAUUGUAAGUGUGUUCCGUAUUGCAAUGCAGUGUGUUGGGAAUUUUCAGUAGGGAUAGAGAGGUGGAAUUUUAAAUUUAAUCUUGGUGUUUAAGAAGUAAUAGUCUGUGUUUGCAAAUGACUAAUACUAACAAAAUCCCCUUUUUUAAGGAAACCAGUAAGAUUUCUAUAAGCUAUUACGCAUUUUCAGUACUGAGAUGCUGCAGUUCUACGUGCAUUACAUGUUGCAUCCUAGCAUAUUUUAGUUCUAUGAUUAGAUUUUUUUUGUCUACAUAUUUUAAAAGGUCAGUGAAAUGAUGCAGCUUCCUAACGAACAAAUGUGCAUGACUGAAUGAGAAGCAGAAUCUGAUACGGAAAGGCAUGAGAGAGUUGUUUAGAAGGAUUUAUCUUGUGUGGUGCACACUCCACACAGGAUACUGUUGUGGAACACUGACAUCUGCACCUGGAUCAAAUCCAGCAAGAGUUCUGGCUCUGCUGGUCGGAUCAGAACUACGUUCUGUUGUCUCUGACAGUUGCUUUGGGUUGAGGAUACUUACAUUAAUGACGGUGACCCAAGCAAAAGAAAAGUGGCUCCUGCUACAAAAAAAACACCAAAACAACACCUUUAGGAGGUUCCAAGCUUCUGAUUGGCCAAGUUUAAAAAGCAUUGAGUUAAGUAGUAUAAUUUUUCCCUCCAGUGACAUGUCUGAGCACUCUUACACACUUACCUCGACUUUGGGCUGAGAUCUCCCAUCUCUGAAUUCAGGUUUCAGUGGUGGUUACCAGUGUAGAGCUCUGUGAAUGAAUGCACCUGUCACACUUUGCCAAGUCCGGUGUUCGUAAAUCUUGGCUCUAUAGCAAAGGGAGAGACCGAAGCAUUUCUGUGAGGUGUACGGAGCUUUAAAUCUCAUUUCUAGGGCACGCUGGGGGAGUUUCUCUUCCACACCUUAAUUAUUUCGAUCCAGAACAGCUAGAUUUGGGGAUGGACUCAGCCACUCAUCUUAAAAGUUUGUCUAUUUGAAAACUUUGGCCAGGUGGCUGUCAGAUUGUCCCCCACGUCCCUUCUGCCAAAGGGCUUCAUGCUCUUGCUGGCUUCAUUUAUUUACAGCAAGUAAAUAACUUCAAAGCUCUUCACACCAUUGCUGCUUUUCCGCACAUCUCUGCAAUCUAGCAUUGAAGCUGCAGAGGUCUUUCCAUUGGUGCGAGUUGAACAUCUGUACAUCAAGCCAGACUGCAGGUGAGACAGGAAACAUCAGUAAAGAUUCCUUGGCUGAAUAGCAUUCUUUCCUUAUCAGCUGGCAAAGAACAGGCCUUAUUCUAGGGCUGUGUCUACACUACCACGGUAAGUCAACCUAUGCUAUGCAACUCCAGCUACGUGAAUAACGUAGCUGGAGUCGACGUACCUUGGGUGGAGUUACCGUGGGAUCUACACUGCAUCCCAUUGACUUACCUUACUCUUCUAGUGAGGGAGGUAAGAGUGCAGGGAUCAACUGGAGAGCGAUCUGCAGUUGAUUUGGCGGGUCUUUAAUAGACCCGCUAAAUCGAUUGCCGGUGGGUUGAUCUCAGCAUCGAUCCCUGCCAUAGUGUAGACCUGCCCUAGGACUUGUAGGGGGAUGCCUGAGCUCACUGUCAAGAGUCCAGUUACCUUGCCUGGCAGAGGGGCAGUGUAAGGCCAGGAAUUUUGUUUUUUCAAUGGGAGUAGCCAAGUGAUUUGGGUUGGGUUUUCAUGGCUGCAGAAAAAGAAGGAAAACAGAUUUUAGAAAUUAACUUGAAGUCUCCAUUACUGUGGAGGCCAGGAAGCGCAUGAGGGGCACAGACAGGGUUUGUACUGAAAUGAACCCACAGAAAGCCUCAGUGGGGGAUGUUGGAUAAUCCUAACCCGUGACUAGAAGCCUAAUAAGGCCACGGGCUCUAUCAUUAAAACAUCAGUCAAUAUUUGAAAUGUAUGCCCCCUUUAGUGUAAUCUGUCCAAAUCCAGUGGCCAGCAGAUUGCCACCAUCACAUAAGUGUGCUGCUGCUGUGCAGACGUCUCUUAAGCAAUAAGUGUGAAAUGGGCUCAAGUGUUGUAUAUGAAUAUUUGUGAAAAUUUGAUGGCAGAUGUAAUGUGCAUUUGAACUAUCAAGUGGUUGAAAUAUUGUAUUCCAGAAGCUGACAAGGACGACUGCUCUAACUGUGUGUACAGUGAGCUCACGUGUGUGUGGGGGGGGAGAAGUUCCAAAAAUGGAUGUCUAAGUUAAGGUCCUAUGUCCAUGUAGAGGCACCUAAAUAAGGGGACUGAUUUUUUUCAAUGGAGCUGAGCUCCCAGGAGCUCUCUCUGAUUUCAUGAAGAAGCAAAGAAAAGGCACAAGCCCAAAUUUUAAAAAGUUUUUUUUAGGUCACCGUUUAUUUCCAUUUCACUGAUCGCAGUAGUAGCUAGAGAGAAGUGCAAAUUAAAAGCCAUCUGGCUAGUACCAGUCAGUCAAAUGAAAAUCAAAGGUGACUUUAAUUGAAAGUGAUGACUUUUAAAAACUGGGCUUGCCCUCUGUGUUUUUCCUGAUGUGUAGGAAAUGGGCCUGAAACCUGUGGUGAGGCUUGGCUUUGUGCAUGUUUUUACCUUCAGAAAUAGCAGGAAUGUCAGUUUGGUGUUGGAGGAUGUGUAUUGUGAGCUCUCAUUCAUUAACUCAUUAAUCGAAGAGGGAAGGUGGUGUGGACACAGGCUAUGGCUACAGUAGAAAAAAGGUGGGGAGGUGGUAAGCCCAUGUUAGAUAAGCUGUGUUAAAAUCCUAGCGCAGACCGAGCAAGUUGUAGCUUUACCACAUGUUAGCUGGUCAAAGUAACCCCCUAGAAUUUACCUGACCAGAAUGUAUUAAAACCACACCUGCUUUGCCUGCACUCAGAUUUUAAUGUUAGCUAACAUGUUUCAACACUCAUUUUUCCCGGUGAAGACAAGGGCUAACAGAUGUCCUUUAUCAAGAAUGUUUAUCCGACAUGGAAGUAAAAUUGGUAUGCACUAAAAAAAGAGUUUAAACUAAAACACUCUCCCCUCUCAGCUUUUACUCUUGGCUCUUGUGAUACCAUCAUCAUUUGACUAGCUGGUUAGCCAGUUAAGACUGGGCUGGAAUGUAUAAAAUAAAUUGGGGAAGGGGGGAUCUUAAAGGUCUUAGGCGUUUUUUACAUCAUAAAGAAGUGAAGAAAAGGAACGAGCCUUGAGGCAGUUGACAUUUUCUUCCUUUUCAGGUCACCAUUAAGAAUUAGUAAAGGUUCAGUAGCUGUGUUCCUAUCGGGAACUUGUUUGUAUAGGAUACAUACAUAGAGGAGAACAGCUGCUUAGUGUGCAUCCAGCUCGCUGGGGCAGUAGAACCCUUCUCCAAACAUGCUCUUGUAAGCCUCUUGUUUGUGUGCUGUGCUCCUAGGGGAGACUGACAGAGCAAAGCCGCUGGCAUAGUGUGAGAGAUCCAUCAUGCUGCAGUGACUCCAGGCAGCCUCCUCCCACCCUGGUUUGAUGGUCCCUGGAUGAGCCCUGUAAUCAUGGGACUAUUGUCAUUCAGGUGUGGGAAAGGCAGAGAGAGCGAGCGAGUUAUUUGCUGUCAGGAUGUGCAGCUUCACUGGGGUUUCCUACUGAGCAGCUAGGGAAUGUCCUCUGUGCCCAUUAUUUUACAGUGUGGGGGGGAAAGCAGCACCGACUCCCCCGCUGUCAAGCUACCUGACGGAGCCAUCCUAGUGCAGUUAGCUGGGAUGAGAUUGGGAUCAUCUUAAUCCUUGACAGCCCCAGUGUUUAUGGGAGAGAUUAACUGAACAAACAUAGCCCCCCCUGCCCCCCGCCAUGAAGAACCACUCCCCCUUGUUAUAAAGUAAUGACCCAGUACUGCAUUUACGGUGGCACUGUAUGGCAGUGUUCUGGACCAUUUCUGUAUCAGUCUGUAGUCCUGUCAUUGAUAGGUACUGGGUGAUGACUAGCUCCUUAGUUUACGUUCUCACUGCACAGAUUCCCUGGCUUGGAAAGAUGACCUGUUGAUAUUAUUUGAUAGUAUUGUCAAACUUCAGUCUAUCAGCCCAUCUCAGCGGGAACAUUACCGUUGACCUUGUCCUGUUUUCAAGUUUAGGCUCCUUAGAUUUCUUGAGUCUGGGAGGAAAUAAAAGUUGGAACGCUGCAACGUAUGUUCCAUGUAAUGCCCUGCCACCCUAGAGCACCUGCUUGCUGCCUUUGGGACAAAUUCUGCCACUGUAGAGCCACAGUUAACUCUGGACAUCAGAAUGGGGAGCCUCGCAUUUACAGUGAAAUCUGCACCAACCAGCUUCCUUUUGAGCAACCAAUUUAAUGUAGUCACGUGUAGAGUUUCAGGUACAGAUUUGUUUGACCUUGAGGUUGGUUAUAAUAGACUUCCAGUUGAUGAUCUCUUGCAUUAUCAAUCAAAAGUCUGAAACUAAGGGGGUUUCACUGUAUUCCAAACUAACUGAAUUCUGUGUAGUGAUGAUCUGAUUAUUCACACAAUAUCUGUUUAACUUUUCUCACCCUUUUUAAAGAUGCUUUUCAAGUUGUCAAAUUGCUGGCUUCUUGCCAUAUUCUUCAAAAUGCCUUUUCUCAGAAUUCUACAAGGUUCAUUAACUGACGACAAUGCUGGGGGGAGGGGAGGAGGCAUUUGUUACAGCAGAAGAGCAGUGUGUAACCAAUUUCCCUAUCCUUUAUACCCUACUUAUAUUUGAAAUAUAAAAUAUUUUUCUGUCUUCCAUGGUGGUAGUCAUUGCCAAGAGAAGACAGCAGAAAGGUAACCAUGGUUUCUAAAAUACUGGGUGCUCGCACUAAGGAAAAUGUAUUUUGUCCAAUUACCAAACUGUCUUUCUGUAAGGGACUUGUUUUUGAUUGAAGAGUUAGAACAUUGUAUACUUGUGUGUAAUUUUAAGUUAAGAUCAUGAACUUUUUUAAAGAAAUUGCAAAAAUUACAUUUUCUAAUGUAAGUCCUAUAAAAGUUUAAUUGAAAAGGCCUUACUUGCUAAUGAGCUCUUGAAAGGGGUGGGUGCUGCUUUUCAAGAAGAUGCAUACCAUCCUGCAGAAUGUGAUGGGUGUCUAGUCUGAUACAUUGUAUCCUUUUUUGUGUCAGUCACUGAGAAGGAUUUCAGACAUGAGCUCUUUGAAUAAGGGCCUCAUGGAACUGGAUCCUGAAGUUUUUAGUUGGUCUGUGGCUUGUCUCAUACGGGAUAGGGGGAAAUCCUGUUUUAAAAUCCAUUGUGAUUAUUGUGCUGCAACUGUAACAUGCUCCCAGUCCAUUUCAGAGGCUGACCACAACAGCCAAACAAUGAUGAAAAUGCUGAUGCUGUCUUAGAAACCAGCUUUGUUAAGGAGGUCAGACUUCUGUAUCGCAUUGUAAUCAAGACCCUUCAGGACUGCAUGCGUGUGUAUGGUCAAUGCAUUUCUUGUUCUCUAAACAUUGUUCUCUGCUACGAGGAAAACACUGUGCAAUAAGUAAGAGUUAAUGUUUCAUUAUCAAUGUCAGUAAAAUAGUCUGUGGAAAACAAUAACCUUGAAAGGAUCUGAAAUGAUCACUGUAGCAAACAUAAAGAGCUCCUGAAGUUACAUCAUAUAGAUCUUUAGUUUGUUUUUUCAAAUUACUAUCAUGAUGUGCGUGUAUGUAUGUCUCUCACAGGAUUUGUGAGCCGUGCAUGGUUCUCUGACAUUUGUAUUCAACUCUGUCCUGAAUAACAAUUAAAGAGAGAAAAUCUUA